Cajanus cajan (pigeon pea) is the source of this 2374-nucleotide messenger RNA. RefSeq names its product protein SIEVE ELEMENT OCCLUSION B. Gene Ontology annotation, biological process: phloem development. NCBI's taxonomy places the organism in Eukaryota, Viridiplantae, Streptophyta, Magnoliopsida, Fabales, Fabaceae. The record is from RefSeq and is a predicted model, not a curated record.
AAGGCACCACCAUUUGCACCAAAGCCUGCGAGAGACCCAAAGAGGCAUCAACAAUGGCUUUGGCAACUUCACUUUCCCCCACGACCCCUUUGGUCCAAGCCGGUUUGAACCCAUUAGGUUGGUCUGAUGAUCAGAUCCUUGAGAAAGUUUACAUCACCCACGUCCACACCGCUGAAAGGUACGAUGUUGAGUCGCUUUUCAACGUUGCUUCCAACAUCAUCAGGCGUGCCACUGCUGUUGCUGAUACUGUGGCUGUUAAGACUGGUACACCCGUUGGUGUUAUUGAGGACAAGGUUCCUUUGUCCACUUUCGACCCACCGUUCCUUAAACUUAAGCAUAUUGCUUCUCAGAUGAUGAACACACCUCACGGUGAGCAUCACGCACACCAGACAGCGAUGUCGAUACUUGAACAGCUGAAAAGCUACUCGUGGGAUGGGAAAGCAAUAAUAGUCCUGGCUGCUUUGGCUUUGGAGUAUGGGAAUUUCUUCCACCUCGUCCAGGUUCCAACCGGAGACCACCUUGGAAGAUCACUGGCUCAAAUAAAUCGAGUUCACAUCAUCGAGAGGAACAGGCAAGCCGUUGCUGAUUAUAACAGUUUGGUGAAGAACUUGUUGAUCGCGGUCGAGUGCAUCACUGAGUUGGAGAAGCUUUCCACCAAAGGUUAUGACUUAAAGGAUGUGCCUGCGUUGGCUGAAGCCAUGCAAGAGAUCCCUGUUGCUGUCUACUGGGCAAUCGUCACCACGGUUGUCUGUGUUAAUCAUUUUGAUUUCCUCCUCGGUGAAUCGGAUGAUAGGUAUGAAAUAGCGAAUUUUGACGACAAGCUUGCCGCCGUCAUCAGCAAAUUAAAGGCGAAUCUGACCAGGAGCAGAAAGAAAAUAGGUGACCUAGAAGACUACUGGAGGCGUAAGAAGUUGCUCCAAACUCCCACAGAAAUUGUAGAGGUUCUCAAGGUUCUGAUCUACCACAAUGAAGUUCACGACCCCUAUGUUUUUGAUGGCCUCACUAGACAAAUGGUUACCCUCGAAGUGUUUAGGAAGAAACACGUGUUACUGUUCAUUUCGGGCCUGGACAGCAUUAGAGACGAGGUUCGGCUUCUGCAAUCUAUCUAUGAUGGAUUGCAUGAAGACCCUAAGGAGGUGAAAGGAUACAGGAAGGAGGACUUCAAGAUUCUGUGGGUCCCAAUUGUGGAUGAAUGGAAUCUUCUACACAAGGCAGAGUAUGAUAAUCUGAAGCUUGAAAUGCCAUGGUACGUGGUGGAAUACUUCUAUCCCUUAGCAGGAAUCAGACUCAUAAGAGAGGACUUGAACUACAAGAACAAGCCCAUCAUCCCUGUGCUGAACCCUCAAGGAAGAGUGGUUAACUACAAUGCUAUGCACAUGAUUUUCGUGUGGGGCAUCGAUGCCUUCCCUUUCAGACCCUCUGAUGAUGACGUCCUUACCCAGAAAUGGAAUUGGUUCUGGGCCGAAAUGAAGAAAGUCCAUCCAAAGCUACAAGACAUCAUCAAAGCAGACAAUUUCAUCUUCAUCUAUGGAGGCAGUGACAAGCAGUGGAUGCAAGAGUUCAGUCUGGCAGUGGAAAAGAUGAAAAGGCACGAGAUCAUCAAGAGGGCAGACGCAGUAAUAGAGCACUAUCCCUUUGGAAGAGACGAACCAAGGAUCGUUCCUCGCUUCUGGAUUGGCAUAGAGAGCUUGUUCGCCAACAUGAUUCAGAAGACACACAAAGACCCUACAAUUGAUGAAAUCAAGAGCUUGCUUUGCCUCAAACAACAACAACCAGGGUGGGUUCUUCUCAGCAAGGGCUCAAACGUGAAGCUUCUGGAGCGUGGGGAACCAAUGCUUGCCACUGCAGCUGAUUUUGAGAUAUGGAAAGACAAGGUGCUGGAGAAAGCAGGGUUUGACGUGGCUUUCAAGGAAUACUUUGAGCACAAGCGUUCCGACUACCCUCAGGAAUGUUCACACAUGCAGUUGGCUAACUAUCCUGCGGAUAUUCUUCACCCCAUUAAUUGCCCGGAUGCUACUUGUGGCAGAUCCAUGGAAAUUGCUUCUGUUAGCUACAAGUGCUGCCACGGUAUCACUCACAAUAAGGCUGAAAUUCCCGAGAGCGGUGAUGUCAUGAUUGAGAAGAAGUACGCUCCUUCUUGAAUGUUGAGUUAGUUUGGCGGAGGGAGAGACGAACUUACAACUUUGGUAUUCAUUUUGUGUGCACUGCUUUGUCAUAUUAUCAUUUUUUACGUGUCGAAUGCUGUGGUGAAGCCUCUUCUGUGCCCUUGUGUGGGUUGAAAAUAACGGCUUCCAACACCGUCUGUUUGUUUUAAUUUACUGAAUUGAUUUUGAUUCAAUUAUAAAGAAAAGAGUCGGGCUUGCACAAAAUCGAA